AUGGCGGCUGCCGGCAGGGCCUGGCGGGUGGCCAUGCUGCUACCGCCCUGGCGGCUGCGGGCGCCGCGCUCGGCCUCCGGCCCCACGGCAGCAGCGGGCGGCGGGAGGCGGCUGCUGCUGGGCGCUGCCUUCGCAUUGGGCGGCGGCGCCGGCCUCUAUCUGGCGGCGCGGCACCGCCUGCGGGAGCACUCGGCCUCUGAGCUGCCUGCAGGGAGCCUGAAGCUCACUCUCUACCAGUAUAAAACAUGUCCAUUCUGCAGUAAAGUCCGAGCUUUUCUUGACUACCAUGGCCUGCCCUAUGAGAUUGUGGAGGUGAAUCCCAUCAUGAGGAAGGAGAUCAAAUUCUCUUCCUACAGGAAGGUGCCGAUCCUACUAGCCAAUGCUGGGAGCCCUCUGCAAUUGAACGACUCUUCGGUGAUCAUCAGUGCAAUAAAGACCUAUCUCAUUUCCAAGAGAAAUAGCUUAGAAGAGAUUGUGUCCUUUUAUCCUGCCAUGAAAACUGUGACUGAGCAAGGCAAGGAGGUGUUUGAGUAUGGGAAUAAGUACUGGCUGAUGCUGGAUGAGAAGGAGACAAAGCGAGUCUACCCUGUCAAAGAAGUGAGAGUUGAAGAAAUGAAGUGGAGGAAGUGGGCAGAUGAUUGGCUUGUUCACCUAAUCUCCCCCAACGUGUACCGCACCCCCAGAGAGGCCCUGGCCUCCUUCGAUUACAUCGUCCGGGAGGGCAAGUUUGGCACCAUGGAGGGGUUGUUUGCCAAGUACGUGGGGGCUGUUGCCAUGUUCUUCGUUAGCAAGAGGCUGAAGAAAAGACAUCAGCUUCACGACGAUGUCCGGGAGGACCUGUAUGAGGCAGUUAAUGAGUGGGUGAAAGCUGUUGGCAAGCAUCGACUCUUCAUGGGUGGCAGCCAGCCCAACCUGGCUGACUUGGCAGUGUACGGGGUGCUGCGGGUGAUGGAAGGGCUGGAAGCCUUUGACGACAUGAUGGCUCACACCAAGGUCCAGCCCUGGUACCAGCGCAUGGAAGAAGUCAUUCAAAAGGCUGUGGUCUGAAGCCAGCUGCAGCUGCUUUCCUGAAGUACUUGCAUGGUAAAAAACUUCAGCAGGAAUGGCAUUUCUAUGUAAAGAGUGGAAUGGACUGAUCACAGCUGAUGGACUGACGUGCAGGCACAGGCUGUCCUCUUUGGUGAGCAGAAAGGAUCUGGCUGGGUCUGUGUUUGAAUGUGGUAUUUAGAAGGACAGGGACAGGUAAAAGGAAGGGACCUCGGAUGCUGCUGGAAAGGAGAAGCUCUGAACUGAAGAAUGCAGCAAAUAGGCUUCUUUACAUGAGAGCCAUUCUCAGGGCAGGUUGCUGUAAAAGCAAGAUGCUGGUGGCUAGGAAGGGUCCCAGCCACAUCUGAUGUGGGGCUGAGCAGCGUUUGCUUCCGGCUGUCUUCCGCUACUUCUCCAGGCCAUCCUGAGUGUGUUCCUGACUGAGUCACUGGAUACUAUUUUUUAAAAACGACAAUUUUUCAUGCAGUAGAGUCCUGUAAGCCCAGUGCUGAGGGAACUGGAGGAAUCCACUGUACUGGGAAGGCAUCCUUCCUGUGACAAACACUGCUGCACUCAGCAGACUGCUUUUGCUCUUCCAUGUAAACAGUUCUGUCGGUACCCAGUUCUGUACACCCUGCAAGGAUAAAGGCUUGCUUCUU
This is a messenger RNA of Indicator indicator, 1685 nucleotides long. It is a transcript of the gene PTGES2, whose product is annotated as prostaglandin E synthase 2. Gene Ontology annotation, cellular component: mitochondrion. The record is from RefSeq and is a predicted model, not a curated record. Gene Ontology annotation, molecular function: prostaglandin-E synthase activity. The coding region runs from base 1 to 1047 and encodes 348 amino acids. NCBI's taxonomy places the organism in Eukaryota, Metazoa, Chordata, Aves, Piciformes, Indicatoridae. The transcript has 7 exons.